CUGCUGGCGGACUUGGAGUCCACCACCUCCCACAUCUCCAAACGGCCUGUGUUUUUGUCCGAGGAGACCCCCUACUCAUACCCAACUGGAAACCACACCUACCAGGAGAUUUCUGUGCCACCCCCGGUCCCCCCACCCCCAUCCAUCGAGGCCCUCAAUGGCACCAUCCUUGACCCUUUAGACCAGUGGCAGCCCGGCGGCCCCCGAUUCAUCCAUCAGCAGCCGUUGUCCGCAUCACCUCUGUCUGCCUCCAGUGGCCCCACGCCCCAGAGCACCCUCCGCUCUCCGUGCUCCCGAGCAGGCGAGGAGGAGCACGUGUACAGCUUCCCCAACAAGCAGAAGUCAGCUGAGCCUUCCCCCACCGUGAUGAGUUCCUCCCUGGGCAGCAACCUCUCGGAGCUCGACCGCCUGCUGCUGGAGCUAAACGCCGUGCAGCAUAACCCCUCCGGCUUCCCUGCAGGUGAGGCCAACUCCAGCCCCCCGCUGCCUGCGGCCCUGAGCCCACACUAUGGUAUCCCGGAGAACAACAGCCCCCUGGGAGGCAAAGCUGGGCCCCUGACGAAAGAGAAGCCCAAGCGGAAUGGUGGUCGGGGCCUGGAGGACGUGAGGCCCAGCGUGGAGAGCCUGUUGGACGAACUGGAGAGCUCUGUGCCCAGCCCUGUCCCCGCGAUCACGGUGAACCAGGGCGAGAUGAGCAGCCCACAGCGAGUCACCUCCAGCCAGCAGCAGACACGCAUCUCGGCCUCCUCGGCCACCCGCGAGCUGGACGAGCUGAUGGCCUCACUGUCGGAUUUUAAGACCAGCUCUUCGGCUGUGGCCCUGAGCUACCAGGGGCCCCUGCCCCUCUCAGCUCCAUCCCCAUACCACACACUUGCUUCUCCUCCCACACCCUCUGUACCUCUGCCUCCCACCUUUGAACCCUCCCCUCGAGGCUGCGGCCACACCCUGGAGGUCCUGUGCAUCGAGGACACUGGCAAUGGCCGGGGCCUUCUAUCUCCUAUGCCCCUCAGUGAUCUUGAGGGGACGCCAGAUACUCCCAACUCAAGGGCUCCCUCCGCAGAGGGUUCUCUGGGGACGGAGAGCCAGGCUUGUGUUUGGAGGGAACACCUCUUUAGGGACACACAGAACUUCAAGGGUGAGCUCUCCAGGGCUCCUCCGGGCCACUCUCCUCCCCAAGUUGGGUACUUAGGCCCCCAGGAGCCUGGACACACCCAGCCACUGCUGGCCAACACUUUGCGCCCAGAGGAGGCUGUGGCUGUGUGGGCUUUGGAGGCGCCCAGGCCCGAGAUUCCCCAUGGCACUGCACACACCUUACAGGAAGUAACUGAGCCAGCUGUCGUGGCUGUGGACCGCCACGCCAUCUUCCCAGAUACGUGGAGUCUACCAGAGGAGCAUGGGCUGUGGAAGGAGAAGGCAAGGCCAGAGCCAGGGAGUCCAGAACUGGGCUUCCCUGCACCAGACCCGAAGGAGCAGCCAGGUGGAGAGACCCCCAAGAGGGGAGGCCUGAGCAGCUCAAGCCGGGGACCCGAGAUCCCACGGAGCUCAGGGGAUGCUGCAGUGGGUGCCGCCACGGCUGCUUCCGAGACCAAGCUGGAUCCCACGGAGCUUCCCUGUGUCACGGUCAUGGACACACCCACCACCACCAAGAGGAUUUCCACCUCUGGCCAGAUUCGCUCUGUGAUCAGGAGGAGCCGGGAGACAGGCCACGCACACCCCAUGUCCCGGGAGCCCUCCCCCCGCCGCCGGCUGGACCCUGCCACCCUGAGCAGGACGCCCUCCCAGGAGCGGCUCAUCGCAGAGCUGCAGGGUCGGCUGGGCAUCCGGCCGGAGGCCGAGGAAGCGGCAGUGGCAGCAGGGCCCUCGGAGGAGGACUGGCUGACCGAGGGCGUCAUCAUCACUGUGCAGCCGCUCGGGAGGCGGGCUGGGGGGCAGCUUGUGGAAAAGCAUCACAGAGACGCCUCGGCCUGCAGCUCCUCUCCCUUGCCUGGCCUGCCUGCUCCCCCUCCACCGGGACCCUCAGCUCGCACCUGGGGCUCUCCUGGGGUCCAGAGUGUGGGGGACAGUGCCUCCCUCGAUGAGGCUGCACAGGGCCCCGCCCUUCCCACCCCUGGGCCCCACACCGUGAGGCCCGCUCUGAGAAGGGAGAAAAGCCCUCGACGCCACGAGACACCUGCGCCCUGAAGUCCUGACCAGCCCUCUCCUUGUUUACAGUUCAUGGCCCAGGGGAAGGCGGGGAGCAGCUCUCCCCCCGGGGGCCCCCCGAAGCCCGGAAGCCAGCUCGACAGCAUGCUGGGCAGCCUGCAGUCCGACUUGAACAAACUGGGGGUGGCCACGGUUGCCAAAGGGGUCUGCGGGGCCUGCAAGAAACCCAUCGCCGGGCAGGUCGUGACCGCCAUGGGGAAGACGUGGCACCCGGAGCACUUUGUCUGCACCCACUGCCAGGAGGAGAUCGGGUCCCGGAACUUCUUCGAGAGGGACGGCCAGCCCUACUGUGAGAGGGACUACCACAGCCUGUUCUCGCCACGCUGCUACUACUGCAAUGGCCCCAUCCUGGAUAAAGUGGUGACCGCCCUCGACCGGACGUGGCACCCUGAACACUUCUUCUGUGCCCAGUGUGGGGCCUUCUUCGGUCCUGAAGGAUUCCAUGAGAAAGACGGCAAGGCUUACUGCCGGAAGGAUUAUUUUGACAUGUUUGCACCCAAGUGUGGCGGCUGUGCCCGGGCCAUCCUGGAGAACUACAUCUCGGCCCUCAACACCUUGUGGCACCCCGAGUGCUUCGUGUGCCGGGAGUGCUUCACGCCCUUCGUAAACGGCAGCUUCUUCGAGCAUGACGGGCAGCCCUACUGUGAGGUGCACUACCAUGAGCGGCGCGGCUCACUCUGCUCUGGCUGCCAGAAGCCCAUCACGGGCCGCUGCAUCACCGCCAUGGCCAAGAAGUUCCACCCGGAGCACUUCGUCUGUGCCUUCUGCCUGAAGCAGCUCAACAAGGGCACCUUCAAGGAGCAGAACGACAAGCCUUACUGUCAGAACUGCUUCCUCAAACUCUUCUGCUAG
Molecule: messenger RNA, 3054 nt
Organism: Orycteropus afer afer
Lineage: Eukaryota; Metazoa; Chordata; Mammalia; Tubulidentata; Orycteropodidae
Source: RefSeq, a predicted model, not a curated record